CUGCCCAGCCUGAAAUGAAACUCUGCUCAGUUAAAGCUGAGAGACUCACUGAGAGAAGCUACUCGAUCCACAGUUCAUCUUCAUCUUCUCCACCCUCCACCUCAGAUUUUCCCUCAUGGCAAAUCCCACCAAGAACUCAGCAACGGCCAAGAAUGUGGCGAUCGGGCUGCUGUCGGUCUGGUCCCUCGUCUCGCUGGUCACCAUCGUGGUGUGGUCGACCUCUCCGGACCUGAAGGGCUCAGCCCAGUGCCGCACUGAGCUGCAGGAGAUGACGGAGAAGCUGGAGGGGGCCAAGGUGGUGUUUAACAAGGACAAGGUGGCACUGGAGGAGAUGGUGGAGGAGGAGAGGGGGAAGCAGGCCAAGCAGAGAGGAGAGAUCCUGGUGCUGGUGGGACUCCUCAACGCCACCAAUGCCACUCAGGAGAAGUGCUGGGAGGAAAACGUGGUCCUGAACGCGAACAUCAGCGCGCUGCAGGAGGACUUUGAGCAGCUGCAGCAGAAGGAGGCGAACCUCACGGCUCAGCUCGGCCUGCAGGAAGAGCACAUCGAGGCCUUGCAGCAGAACCUGACCCAGGCCGCCCUUCAGACCCAGUCCUGUUUGAAUCUGAAAGAGGCAGCCAACAGCCAGAUGUUGGCGGCUCAGACUAAGACCGAAGCCUGCGAGUCCAGUCAACAGUACAUGCAGAAACAGCUUCAAAAGUGUAAAGUUGUAGAAUCUGAGGCUGCUCAGAAGACACAGCAGAAGCACCCAUCGCCUCCCUCCCCCACCCCAUCCGACGUAGCCGCCGCUCCCCUCGCUGGUAUUCCUGCGCUGACGCUGCUCGCCUUCGGUACUCUGCUUCUAAUAACCUGAGUUUGUCAUGAAGGAGAGUGGAAUCCGGUGGCGAGCACUGUGGUCCAGAAGGAGGCGGAGCCAGGACCAACAAAGACUGCUGUACAAACUUCCUGUCUGCACAAAAAACAGGUCGCCAUGGAGAUGCUGAUAAACGCUUGGACGCAGACUUUGCUUUCCUCCACAUCUGAGAUGUUUGAUGACCGUCGGACUCUUUCUGUCUUUGGAGCAGCUUCUAACACACAGUCCGUCUCCACGACUGAGAUUUUUUUGUUGAAUCUUCAGCUGUAAAUCAGACUGUGUGAACAGAUUCAUUCUGCUUUUGCGCCUGUUUUCAUUGACUUUAAUUCUUUUGUGCUUUUUAUAAACGCAACAAACUCACAGCCUGAAGCUUUUAUCACUGCAGCAGACCAACGGCUCAACUUCUAGAGGCUUUUAUUAAAUUUUUAUCUGAUGCUGGUUUGAUGGACGUAGGGAGCUCAGGGUGGAUGUGUUUAUUUGAAUAAACCUGAGCAGUUUCUACA
This is a messenger RNA of Melanotaenia boesemani (Boeseman's rainbowfish), 1356 nucleotides long. Its product is annotated as actin cytoskeleton-regulatory complex protein pan1. The transcript is spliced from 5 exons. Bases 116 to 853 code for a protein of 245 amino acids. The record is from RefSeq and is a predicted model, not a curated record. NCBI's taxonomy places the organism in Eukaryota, Metazoa, Chordata, Actinopteri, Atheriniformes, Melanotaeniidae.